Puma concolor (puma) is the source of this 951-nucleotide messenger RNA. RefSeq names its product nudix hydrolase 6 (gene NUDT6). Gene Ontology annotation, molecular function: NADH pyrophosphatase activity; ADP-ribose diphosphatase activity; NAD binding. The record is from RefSeq and is a predicted model, not a curated record. Lineage: Eukaryota; Metazoa; Chordata; Mammalia; Carnivora; Felidae.
AUGCCGCCAUUUCUGAGCGGGCGUUUCUGGCGCGCGGUGUUCACGCGGACCCGCGGCGAAAGGCUCUGGGCAGGGCACCGCCGGGCCUCGGGCGGUCCGGGUUGCAGGUGGGACGCUCUCGCCGGAGCGGACGUGUUGCGAGCCGAGCCGGACAGAUUCGGGGGCAUCUCGGUGCAUCUGGAGCGGUUUCGCGCACUGGACCGCCUGGACGCCGCCUCUUUCCAGAAGGUCUUGCAGGCUGCAAUACAGCAAUGGAGGUCAGAAGGUAGGAUAGCGGUAUGGCUGCACAUUCCCAUCCUCCAAAGCCAAUAUAUUGCCCCUGCUGCUUCCCUGGGUUUCUGCUUUCACCAUGCAGAGUCGGAUUCAUCCACACUGACACUGUGGCUGGGAGAAGGACCCAGCAGAUUACCAGGAUAUGCGACACAUCAAGUAGGAGUUGCAGGAGCUGUAUUUGAUGAAAAUACUAGAAAAAUAUUAGUUGUACAAGAUCGAAAUAAAUUGAAAAAUAUGUGGAAGUUCCCAGGAGGCCUGUCAGAGCCUGGAGAAGAUAUCGGAGACACAGCAGUUCGAGAAGUUUUUGAAGAGACUGGUAUAAAAUCAGAAUUCAGGUCCCUUCUGAGCAUUCGGCAACAGCACACCAAUCCCGGAGCUUUUGGGAAGUCAGAUAUGUAUAUCAUCUGUCGCUUAAAGCCAUAUUCAUUCACCAUAAAUUUUUGCCAGCGUGAAUGCUUAAGGUGUGAGUGGAUGGAUCUCCAUGACCUGGUCAAGACUGAAAACACAACUCCCAUCACCAGCAGAGUUGCUAGGCUGCUUCUCUACGGGUACAGAGAAGGGUUUGACAAGAUUGAUUUCACCGUGGAAGAACUUCCAGCAGUUUACACAGGCUUGUUCUAUAAACUGUAUCAUAAGGAACUGCCAGAGAAUUAUAGAACUAUGAUAGGAAUGGAUUAA